Messenger RNA from Bufo gargarizans (Asiatic toad), 1774 nucleotides. Its product is annotated as prothrombin-like. The transcript has 12 exons. Gene Ontology annotation, molecular function: serine-type endopeptidase activity; calcium ion binding. Gene Ontology annotation, biological process: proteolysis; blood coagulation; platelet activation. Gene Ontology annotation, cellular component: extracellular region. Lineage: Eukaryota; Metazoa; Chordata; Amphibia; Anura; Bufonidae. The annotation marks the transcript as partial. The record is from RefSeq and is a predicted model, not a curated record.
UUUCCCCAUCUCUUCCUAGUGUUCAUCAGCAACCAAGAGGCGAUGUCUGUCCUCAAACGCUCGAGGAGAGCAAAUACAGGUUUUGAGGAACUGAAGCGAGGAAAUAUGGAAAGAGAGUGCAUGGAGGAAUUAUGUAACUACGAGGAAGCGAGCGAGAUAAUGGAGUCACAAGAUGCCACGGACACAUUCUGGCACCAGUAUCAAGCUUGUCAUCCUGAAAAGAAGCUGCCGAGAGAGUCCCUGGACCGCUGCAUGUCAGGUAAUUGCACAGAAGGAAUUGGUCAGUAUUACUUUGGAAACAUCAGCGUCACCAGGUCGGGGCGAGACUGUCAGUACUGGGAGAGUAACUUUCCGCAUAAAACUAAGAUUAACCCAACCACCCACCCAGGGCGCCAUCUGACUGAGAAUUAUUGCCGAAACCCAGACGACAACCCACUGGGGCCAUGGUGUUAUACCAAGGAUCCCGAAAAAGCUAGAGAGGAAUGUUCAGUACCUUUAUGUAGCAACAAUGGAUUUACAAUUGAGCCAAUUGUGCAGGAAGUGCAGAAAACUCAAAAGAAAGAGGAGACACUCUGCGUGCCAAAUCAUGGUCUAGAUUAUAAUGGCACCCUGGCAGUGACAGUGUCCGGACUUCCAUGUUUACCCUGGAACUCACCAUUAGUGAAGGAGCACAACCACAAAGACUUCAGGAAAGAUGUAGUCCUAAAAGAGAAUUACUGCAGGAACCCAGACAAUGAUGACGAGGGCGUGUGGUGCUACGUGUCUCACAACAACACCACCUUCGACUAUUGCAAAUUAAAUUACUGUGAUAGUCCUAUAGAUGAAGAACCCAUUACUAGCCAAGCUGGCAGAACAGAUUCAACACAACAUCAAACAUUCUUUGAUGAGAAGAGCUUUGGCCAAGGAGAAGCAGUUUGUGGACAGAGGCCACUCUUUGAACAAAAGAAAGUGUCUGAUAAUAGAGAGAGACUGCUGUUUAACAAUCUGACCGGCAAUCUACAAUUCAAAGGAGAAGAUGCUGAGCCAGGCAGUUCCCCAUGGCAGGUGAUGCUGUAUAAAAGAAACCCCCAGGAGCUCUUGUGUGGAGCCAGUCUCAUAAGUGACCGCUGGGUGCUGACCGCCGCUCAUUGUGUCUUCUAUCCUCCAUGGGAUAAAAAUUUCACCACUGAGGAUCUCCUGUUGCGGAUAGGAAAACAUAAUCGUACCAAAUACGAGAGGACAACAGAGAAAAUUCUGCAGCUUCAACGGAUCAUUAUCCACCCAAAUUACAACUGGCAGGAAAAUCUGGACAGAGAUAUUGCACUUCUGCAGCUGAAGAAACCCCUGACCUUCACAAAUUAUAUCCAUCCAGUGUGUCUUCCGACCAAGGAGAUUGUACAGAAGUUCCUGCAGUCAGGGUACAACGGUCGUGUCACUGGUUGGGGCAAUCUUCAGGAAACAUGGAGCUCAGGAGGACCACAGUUGCCUUCAGUCCUUCAGCAGACAAACAUUCCUGUAGUGGAACAGGAGAAAUGCAAGGCUUCCACCAAUAUUAAAGAUUUCACCAGCAAUCGUUGGUACCAGAUGGGUAUAGUGUCUUGGGGAGAGGGAUGCUACCGUGAUGGAAAGUACGGCAUGUAUACGCAUGUAUAUCGCCUUCUGAGAUGGAUGAUGAAGACUAUAGAGCAAAAUCCCUAAUAGCAAGUUUAUUUUCCAGCAUUCUGCUGGAAAGCAUUCCAGCUCAACAACCAAAUUCUGUACGUCUGCCCAUCAAUAAAGAUAUUUUUGAACACUU